GUCGCCAGCAGGAGUACAACUAACAACACAGUCACAAGUUGGCCGAAAACACACUCUCUACAUUGGCGACUGGAGUUGUCUUUUGGGGUCCAUUUCAGGUACACCAUUUAACGGACAUGCUGUAGCUCACAGUGAGGCUCAUUGGAACCAGCUUGGAUCCAGUGGAGUUUCCUGUUACCCUCCGGGCUCCGCCAUGGACUUCUUCAAUGACCCCAGCCUCUUUGUUGGAGGUUUGGAAGAGCUGGAGGAGGAUGGCUUCUCCUCAGCUCCAUCACUUGUGGAUGAGCUAAAUCUCACUGCUGACUUUGAGCCCCUCCAAGUGGAGCCUCUAGACCCAGUGAAGCACCAGGACAUGAUGCCACCAGUUACUACCCAACAAGCCAUGCCCGCGUACAGUCAGCAGAUGGGUCAUUACAUUGGCAUUAAGGCACCGAAUCCAAUGAGUCAAGCGUUUUCUGGUUCUGGGGCCACAGGUAACGGUGGAGGAGGUGGCGGCGGCAUGAUUGCAGACCCACAUGGCCAGUAUCACAAUGCUGCCAGAAGCCAAGUACCUCAAUCUAAUGGGCUGUUCUGUAUCAGCAGCAGUCCCAUGUGGGGCAACCAAGACCAGAAUGGAAAAAUGUACCACCCAUUAACUCAACAGCAGCAACAGCUUUGUCAUCAGCAGCAACAGCAACAGCAACUGCACAACCAGCAACUCCAUGUCAGACAACAACAAACACAGCAUCAGCAACACCACCCAUGUCAUCAACAACAGGAGCAACAGCAGCACAGAAUGCAGCAGCAACAGCUGCAACAACAGCAAAGUCAUCAGCAACAGCUGCUGAACCAGCACCAACAAAUCAACACCCAUGCAAUGUCCCUACAGCAGCAACAUUUUCCUUUUCACCAAGGAGGUCAAUCACAAAGUCAGCAGCAGGUUCACCAUGCCCAGCAGCAGGCUCAGCACCAAACUGCUGUAGGAGGACCAAGGUUUCAUCCAAGGGCUAAGCCUUACAUGGAGGGUCAAAACGCUUCUCUGAGUGGAACUUGCUUGCAACCUCAGCAGCUGCAGGGAAGCUACCAAUUUACAAGGGGGGGCCUAGGACCAGAAGACCCUAACCUGCCAUUCCCCAUGCAUUCAUCAUCCAGGGUUCAGUCCCUGCCCACUGCUUACCAGGCUGCUCAGUACCCUGCCUACCCUGGAGAGCCAGAAAUACCCAGUCUCAGUCAGCAGUCUUUGUCCACAGACUCAGUGUCUAUGGCCACCACCACCCCCCCUGCCUCCCUCUCUACUACAGUGCCUGAGCUCUCAGGGACAGUAUGUCCAUUCCCAUCAACUGCAGUUAUGAGGACCCCAGUAAGCCUGGGAGAGGAAUGUCCUUUCCGGGCCUUACGGUGCUCUGGAGAAACCCAGGGAAACUGCGGGUCAUCUGAGAUGUUUGGCGAGUCUAUGAUCUGCUACCCUAGCCUGGCCAGCCAGUUGCCCUCUGAGCAGCCUCAGAGCUGCGGGGCCAUCAACACUAAUGGAUAUCAAGCCUUGGGUGACAAUCUCCAACCACCACAGGCUCAGGAUGGAGACUUGGAGGGCCUUGAGCCUCCUGACCUGCUGCCUGACCUACUGCCCCAGCUGGAGGCGGCUCUAAGCCAACAGGAUGAAUCCAACCAUUCCUGGGCCGAUUCCCGCCAGGAGAGGGGACGUAAGCACAAGAAACCACAUGUUGAGUACGAGGAAGAAAAGGUUAGAGCUGGUCCUGUUCGCUAUAUUCCAGUUUCUGUGGGAAAAACCUGGGAGCUCUACCCUUCCAGUGGAGAUUCACUCAACCGACACCUGCAGGUGCAACUCAGAGCUGGUGGGGGUGGGAAUCCUUACUUCAUCAUCUCCUGA
This is a messenger RNA of Notothenia coriiceps (black rockcod), 1867 nucleotides long. RefSeq names its product transcription factor SPT20 homolog. Bases 194 to 1867 code for a protein of 557 amino acids. Lineage: Eukaryota; Metazoa; Chordata; Actinopteri; Perciformes; Nototheniidae. The record is from RefSeq and is a predicted model, not a curated record. The transcript is spliced from 3 exons.